Styela clava is the source of this 3302-nucleotide messenger RNA. NCBI's taxonomy places the organism in Eukaryota, Metazoa, Chordata, Ascidiacea, Stolidobranchia, Styelidae. The record is from RefSeq and is a predicted model, not a curated record.
UCCAAUCCAUCAGAUCCAUAUUUUUCAAAUUCUUCAUUAAGGCCUACGGUUUGAGGAUAUCUUCAUGGAAGUUCUCCGAAGAUUUGCAAAUUCUUCCCAAUUCAAAAGAUUUGCAAUGUCAAAAUAUGGCUUGUCAUUAAGUUCUUAUGAGGUUGGAAAUAUUAUUGAAGAUUCUAAAUCAGUUGAGGAAAGAAACCUUGAGAUGCUUUGGCUUUGGAAGCAUAAGAAUGAAGAAAUUGCAACUACACAAAGAGUUCAAAAACUCGUUGAUGAUUUUUUGAACGAAAGUAGCGACGAUGAAUCUGAGGAGGAUGAACCGGGUGCAUGUGGUGGUGUUCCUCUAUUUGAACCCCAGUCAACACGCGUGCCAGAAUUCAAUAAAGCAACAGAACACAAUAUUUCAACAGUUAAUACCACAGAAAAACAAACUGAUGAAAAAAAAGAUAUGAAGACACAUGAGAGUAAUGAGUCUGAUGAAGUCAAUGAAUUUAAAAGAAUCGUUAAUUUAUCAACCAAGAACACCGUGACUUAUUCUUUUAAAAGAAAAAAUCUAGCGACUAUAGAUUUUGAUGUCAGCCCAGAAACUAGAAAAAUUGAUUUUUAUGGAACAACAGUUAAAGAAACAGAAUACAAGCCAGAGCUUGGUUUCAGUCAACAAACACAACAUCAGCCUGGCCUUGGAUGCAAACGUGAGAAUUUUUUUCAAAGCCCUGUUGAAGCUGCUAUACAUCGAGUUGUUAUUAUUGGUGGUGCAGGAUAUGGCAAAACAGAAAUGCUGAACGGAUAUGCUGGAGAUGUUAUGGACCAAAAUAUUCCACUCCUAGCAAAAGUUGAAGUCGUUCUUCAUAGAAACUUUAGAGACUUAGAAGUACAUGGAAAAAUAAGUCCUGGAAAAUUUUUAUUUGGACACCUGGACAUGAGUGAUGACAUAACUGAAGUUGGUGUUGAUUGGAUUAGAAAAAAUCCUUCAAAGUUUCUCCUUGUUCUUGAUGGGGCUGAUCAGUAUUCAUUACCUGAUCAACUUGGAAAACACAGUAGAAAUAUAAACCAUACCCAAGAAGCUGAUCCUAAGCUUAUUCUUAAUAGCAUCUUAUCUGGUGACUUGUUUCCAGGCAUUUACAUUCUUUACUCUUCCCGUGAGCAUGCCAUUCGUUUCUUCGAAGGGAAAACACGUGCACAAAAAGUUAUUGCCUUAGCAGGAUUCAAUAAAGAAAAUGUGGAAAAACUUGUUCGAGGUUUCAGUGGUGAACGAACAGAUGAAAUCAUGAGCCAUCUUGAAAUGAAUUCUCCUCAAUUACUUUCACUUUGCUCUAUUCCAAUGUUUUUGAUUUUUACUGUGACUAUUCUUCUAAGAUACAAAGAUAAAAAACCAGAAACAUUAACUGAAGUUCUCAUGCUUGUGCUACAAGAUUCUUUUAAAUCAGAACAUAUCACAAUCGAUCAAAGCAAAACAGGUUUAACAAUCUAUGAUGUCAUGAACAAGUUGAAGGAAAUGUCAUAUAACGGUACUAAGAAUAAAAGAGUAACUUUCACAAAAUCGGAUUUACCCAAUGGACUAACGGCAGAGCAUUUCAAAGACAUUCUCAUAACAAUUCCUGGCUCGGUAGGAGAAAACCAGAAGCUGGUUGAAGGACAUUUUAUAUUUCUGAUGCAACAUCAGUCUUUGCAAGAAGCCCUUACAGCCCUUUUUAUUGCUGAAAUGUCUUUGCGCAAAUUCAAAAGGUUCGUUUCUGAUCAAUUAUAUGAACCACACUGGGUAGUUGUCCGCAGAAUUUUAUUUGGAGUUAUUGUUAAUCCUAAAACUUCAAAACUUGCUGCUGGAAUUGAUUCAAAAGUUGGAAUUUUUCAAGGCAGAAAUGUGGAAGAAAAAAAGCAAAUUUUAUUGUCAAGUAUCAAACAAUUGGCUAAACCAGGAUGGUUUAAACGAAAAUACAAAAAAAUUAAAAGAGUACAAGACGAAGAGCUUGUUGAGCUCAUUCACACGGUCAAUGAAUGUGGUGAAGCAGCUAAAAACGUCAUAAAAUCAUCUUUCCAAAAAAUCAAUAUUUUAGAUUCGUUUCUCACGAGAAGUGAUGUUUUUGCCUUGUCAUCCGUUGUAGGUCGUUGCUCAUUUAUACAGGAAUUAAAGGUUCAUUUAUCAAUUGAUGAUCUUGAAGUUAUGUGCUCUGUCUUCGAACGAUGCAAUGUCAAGAUCAAAAGAAUGAUUUUGCAAACAAACCUGGCUACUGGUGUGGUUUUAUAUGAUUAUGAAGCCAUCCAGAUCACCGGAUUGCUACCAUGUGUUAUGGAAUUGCUUGUGAUCAACUGCUGUAUAACAUCAUGUAAAGAAAUGUUUCAAGAAAAACUGAAUGCUCUACCUGAUUCGAAUCUACAGAUCAUAUCCAAUCUGGGUGGACAUAUUUGGUUGGAACUUCGACCAGGAUCUUCUAAUGAGAUGUUGGACGGAGCCACAUAUGAGAUACUAAAAAAAGAUCUUAUACUCUUAGAAGACUGAAUGUAAUGGACAAAUACGGUACAAGAUGCAGAUGCGUACAAACAGUUCUACAUGUGUUAUUUGGCAUGAAGUUGUCAAGAUCAAAGUUACUCUGAAAACAAUGCAAAAACCUAUCUUGACCAGUGGCGAUCUGUUAAGUGCACAUACUCCUAUCCUGUUGCAUCUUUUCCGCUGGUUCAUUAAUCGGUAUUCUGUAAUUUUGAGAUCUUUACAUGCAGCACUGCAUCAGGACUGACCCUAGUCCUGGUACUCUAUUUUUAUGAAAUUUAUGUUUUAAUUCCACUACCAUCCUGCUCCUCUGUUAUUUCAGAUUUCUGUGGUCGUUAUAUAAGUCUGUAAAAUAUUGUUUUGCAAUCAGCAUUAUAUGAGAAAAAAAUACACACUCUAGUUCUUACAUAACCCUAAAAUCAUUUUUGGUUUAUGCAACUUCGAUGGGCAACCGAUGUAACUGAGAAGGGGACAGAUCAAUUGUAUUGGUAUGCCAUAAACGUUGUGACAGCUUUUUGCCAGUAGCUGCAUGUCAGUAUUUUAUAAUAGUUCACUUAAUGCUGGUUUUAUUAUCAUUUUUUAACACUAAAAUGUUGGAAUGUUUUGUGCAUUAAUCCGUAACUUGGCGGGUCAGUGGUCCCAUACCACUACACUACACUACAUUUAUUCCUAUAACGUUUUUUACUUCGAUGUGAUGUCUUAUUAAUCUUUUUUUUAAUUUGAAUAUUUUAAUUAAUGUCACAGUGAUUAGCAUCCCGUUUGAUUAUCUUGUAUAUUUGUUUUGAACAAUAAUUAAAACAUUAAUAAUAUAAUAUCCAUG